This is a messenger RNA of Mobula hypostoma (lesser devil ray), 3143 nucleotides long. RefSeq names its product caspase-8-like. The transcript has 11 exons. Gene Ontology annotation, molecular function: protein binding; cysteine-type endopeptidase activity. NCBI's taxonomy places the organism in Eukaryota, Metazoa, Chordata, Chondrichthyes, Myliobatiformes, Myliobatidae. Gene Ontology annotation, biological process: proteolysis; regulation of apoptotic process. The record is from RefSeq and is a predicted model, not a curated record. The coding region runs from base 92 to 1777 and encodes 561 amino acids.
ACUGCGGUCAGUUUUAUCACUUAGAAGCAAACCAGUCGGCAAAGCUUCUCGAUCGAAACUUCGCCGGGGGAAAAAGACGCGAGGGGAGAAAAUGGCUGGUGAGUCCAGGCACCACUUAGUGAAAAUAGCUGAUGAUCUGGAUGAAGAGGAGCUAAGGGACCUGAGGUUCUUGUGCUCUGAUCAUCUUCCAACAGGCAAAGUGGUUAAGAAUGCCCUAGAGUUAAUUGAAGCACUGGAGCAACAAAACUUGGACAUUUUACCUGAACUCCUGAUUCGAAUUCAGCGACCUAAGCUACUCUCCCAUCUAAAUAAGCGGAAGGCUGAAGUAGAGGAGAAGUUAAAACAACCUGGAAUUUGUAAAAUCGGAAGUUACAGAGUGCUGCUGUAUAAUAUUUCCAAGCGUAUCGAUGAUAACGAGAUUAAGACGAUCAGUUUUCUAUUGAAUAUACCCAAGGGAAAGUGCCAGAGCAUCAAGAAUUUUAUGGAUAUUUGCACUGAAAUGGAAAAAGAAGGAAACAUUUCACCGAAUAACCUCACGUGUUUGCGGAAUGCCCUGGAGAAAAUUCGAAGAAUAGACCUAGUAAAGCAAGUGGAAAUUUACCAGAAUGAGGCAACAGAUGCACUUCCACUUCAAGAAAGCAGGAAGCAAGGAUUGCAAAGCUCCGUCCGUCAGUUGGACACGAGAUGUCCUGAUCAGGUUGAUGCUAAGUCAGUUACUGCAGGAACCAUCAAUCACCAACAAUGUCAGCAAGCCUCGUCCAAUGUGAGUGACCCAACGGCAGAAAGUACGAACUUCCAGGGAGCAGAAUGUUCUUCUGCAGAGCAGGAAUCCAGUAGCAUUGAACAUCUGGUGCAAGGUACAAGAGCAAUAAGUAUGGAAUCUUCACAAGGUAGAACUGAACAGAAAUCUUGGAUAAUUCAAGAAACCUCAACAUCCUUCUCGCUGGAAGCGGUGCCUGGCUCUCUUCCCAGUUCUCCUGUACGAAAGGUUCCAAGCAGCAUGACAGGUCAACAAAACCUGGGAGUUGGUAAGACCAAGCCUAUUGAAGAAUAUAAAAUGGACAGUACACCACUUGGAAUUUGUUUAAUAUUAAACAAUAAAAAUUUUGAUGGGAUAAACUACACGGAUAGAAAUGGGACAGAUUGUGAUGCAGAGAGACUGGAAGAAGUGUUUACAUGGUUGGGGUUUCGAGUUCACAGGUUCAAUAACAUGACUGCAGACGAAAUGCUGAAAAAAUUGGAAGAAUAUAGUAAAUACGAUCAUGACAAAAUGGAUUGUUUUGUGUGUUGCAUCCUCUCACAUGGUGAGAAGGAUGUAGUUGUGGGAAUUGAUGGAGAACAUCUUCAGAUCACAGACAUGAGAAACUUAUUUUCAGGCUCUCAGUGCCCCUCACUACUGAAAAAACCCAAGAUCUUCAUCAUUCAAGCUUGUCAAGGCAAAAGUUCGCAAAAAGCUUGCUUCAUCGUCAGCAGCAACUCUGACCUAGAAACAGAUGCAUCUCCACAAUCAAUCCCUGAAGAUAGGGAUUUUUUGAUUUCAAUGUCUACAGUUCCUAAUUGUUUUUCAUAUAGGACAGCUGAAGGGACCUGGUUCAUUCAAACUCUGUGUGACUGUUUAAAAGAAUAUUGCGUCAAAAAGUAUGACCUGCUUUCAAUUUUGACUGAAGUAAAUCGAAGAGUGAGCGAGAAACAUCCAAAUAUCAAGCAAAUCCCAGAGCCACGAUUCACCCUAUCCAAGAAGCUUGUAAUUUUGCCAUCUCUCAGGAAAAACAACUGAUUCAACUUGUCUCAUAAAAGUAUUUUUAAUUAAGGCAAUAAACAAUUAAAAAGUUAUAGCUGAAUAAAGGAUUAUCGAAGAAUUGUGUGAUGCAAAGAAUAAACAGUUCACUUUAAUGUAUCUGUUCAAAGUCAAUGGCUUUGAGCAAGUGAGAGAUAAUUCAUAACAGUGCGAUUUUUACAAAAGACUGGAGUUUAUGAACAAAGUUUGAUCAACUACAAUAUUCCUUUAAUUCUAUCUGUUGGCAUUUCGAAGAGUUCUACCACGGAUUUUGGUGAAUAGGAAUUGGCACUAUGAGUACACUGGACACAAAGGUUUUUCGAAGGUUUAAGCUCCAACCUGGGCACGUUUGACUUUUUAAAUCAUGACAGGCCCUUUUUUUGUUUUCUUUAAUAACUGUUCAGUUAAGUUAACAUUCAUAAGUAUAUUUUCUCUAUGAUUGCAUGCAGUGUACGGUCUGUUAUUUCUUGCCGCCGGGCGAUUGCAUGGGAGCAGUAAGUUACACAGUAUUCACACAAAAUGGGGUUCAUGUGGGUGAGACAUCCCAACCUCACAGGGUUGGCAGGACCCAAGUCAUAUCUACCCUAGAUGUAGAGAGUCUGGGAAUCUACUGUCAAGGUGAAGCCACACUCAGGUUGAAGGAACAGCACCUCAUAUUCCAUCUGGGUAGCCUCCAACCUGAUGGCAUGGACAUUGAUUUAACUUCCGUUAAUGCCCCUCUCCCCUUCUUACCCCAUUCCUUAUUUAUUUUUAUUCCCCCCUUUUUUUCCUUCUCUCUCUGUCCCUCUCACAAUCACUCCUUGCCUGCUCUCCAUCUUCCUCUGGGCUCCCCUCCCUUUCUCCCUAGGCCUCCCGUCCCAUGAUCCUACCCCUUCCCCAACUCUGUAUCCCUUUUGCCAAUCAACUUUCCAGCUCUUAGCUUCAUCCCUUCCCCUCCUAUCUUCUCCUAUCAUUUCGGAUCUCCACUCGCACUCCCAGUUUCAAAUCUCUCACGAUCUCUUCUUUCAGUUAAUCCUGCCGAAGAGUCUCGGCCCGAAACGCCGACUGUACUUCUUUCUAUAGAUGCUGCCUGGCCUGCUGCGUUCACCAGCAUUUUGUGUGUGUUGCUUGAAUUUCCAGCAUCUGUAGAUUUUCUCGUGUUUACGGGGUCUGGGAAAGGUGGUUUUCUCAACGCUGAUUCCGGGGGCUGUUAGCGAGGGGCUAACGAGCUCCUCCAGAGAUGCCCAAUAAAAAAGGGUUUCAUUGUGCGGGCUAUCAUCCCAGAUUGAAUUCGUUAAAUACUGUGUAAUUGCUCUACGAAUUGAUUAAGCGGUUGUGUGUUUAAACCUGUGUUAAACAGUUGUCCGAGAAAGUGAUUAAAAUACGU